AUGCAUCACUUUGCAUUGGUGCUCUUAGCUUCGUCCGUGUCCAGCUGUGUCAGGACAACACCAUCUUCGUCAACGACAUUAUCACGAGCAAAGCUUCUGGAGUCUAGGUCACAACAGCAACAACGGCACUCAUUGAAUGUCAAGGCGGCUCCAGUUGUCGUUGCACACUUUCCUAAGGAACCGCCAUCGCGUCUUCAGACAGAUAGCCAAGAAUUACGAAUACAAGAUCAUUUGGCACUGUUUAAACAAGCUUCAGCGAAGGUUUUCCGAGUAAGCGGUGGAGAGUCUCGCCCGAAACCAGCAGAAGCAGGACAUCCCCUAAAGUGGUCAUCUGAAGAAAUACUGCAGCCUCAAGAGAAGAUAGAAAUAGUUAUCCAAAAAGAAAUCGCGAAUUUCGAAAACGAAGGAAGCGGACAAGGAUACAGCACAGAACGGACGACAGUCACGACUACAACAGCUGCGGAGAAUUCCGGAGUAACACUACAGAAUGGCCAAGAAGAUCAAUGCAAGUCGUGCCCUACACUCUUUAUGGAUCACAAAACUGAUGAGAGAACACUCUGCUCAAACUGGGAACACGUACAGGGAAGUUUCGCACUCACAAUGGCGCCAAAAUACGAAACGAAGGAUGUUCUUUAUGGUUACAACAAAUGCAGCAGGACUGUUAUUUGUGAUGAACCGUAUAUGCUUGUGAGGUAG
This is a messenger RNA of Necator americanus (New World hookworm), 696 nucleotides long. RefSeq lists its product as uncharacterized. Lineage: Eukaryota; Metazoa; Nematoda; Chromadorea; Rhabditida; Ancylostomatidae. Bases 1 to 696 code for a protein of 231 amino acids. The record is from RefSeq and is a predicted model, not a curated record. The transcript has 3 exons.